AAAAUCUGUCAAACCUUUAAAAACAAACCUGACAAGCGCAUCAAAUACACAAGUGAUAUUUAAGAGCGAUUAUUUAAUUACUACAAUGCCUGCAAUUGGUAUAGACUUGGGCACGACCUUCUCAUGUGUAGGGGUGUGGCAGCAUGGCAACGUAGAAAUAAUUGCGAACGACCAAGGUAACCGCACCACCCCUUCCUACGUCGCGUUUACGGACACCGAGCGUCUCAUAGGCGAUGCCGCCAAGAACCAAGUGGCUCUCAAUCCCACCAACACCAUCUUCGACGCUAAACGACUCAUAGGGCGUAAGUUUGAUGACCCUAAAAUCCAGCAAGACAUGAAGCACUGGCCGUUCAAAGUAGUCAACGACGGAGACAAGCCGAAAAUCCAAGUAGAGUACAAAGGGAAGUCUAAACGAUUUGCUCCUGAAGAGAUCAGCAGCAUGGUGCUGAUCAAAAUGAAGGAAAUAGCUGAAACAUAUCUUGGUACCUCGGUGAGAGAUGCAGUUAUUACUGUUCCCGCUUACUUUAACGAUUCACAACGUCAGGCUACGAAGGACGCUGGGGCUAUCGCGGGAAUGAAUGUUCUCAGGAUCAUAAAUGAGCCCACUGCAGCUGCUCUGGCAUACGGUUUAGACAAAGAUUUGAAAGGAGAACGGAACGUCCUGAUUUUCGAUUUGGGUGGAGGAACUUUCGAUGUGUCUGUACUGGCGAUAGAUGAAGGGUCGCUCUUUGAAGUGAAGGCGACUGCCGGCGACACUCAUUUAGGCGGAGAAGACUUUGACAACAGACUUGUAAACUUCUUAGCUGAUGAGUUUAAACGGAAGCACAAGAAAGACCUACGAACUAACCCCAAGGCAUUGCGUCGUUUACGCACAGCGGCAGAAAGAGCAAAACGUACGCUGUCUUCUAGUACUGAAGCUAGCAUCGAAAUUGACGCGCUUUAUGAAGGAAUAGACUUUUUCUCCCGAAUCUCACGAGCACGUUUUGAAGAGCUAAACGCUGAUCUCUUUCGAAUCACUUUAGACCCUGUAGAGAAAGCUCUCAAGGACGCAAAACUAGACAAAAGCUCAAUCAACGAUAUAGUGCUCGUCGGUGGCUCAACGCGAAUCCCGAAAAUACAGAGUUUGUUGCAAAAUUGUUUCAAUGGCAAGAAGCUUAAUUUAUCCAUAAACCCUGACGAAGCUGUGGCAUACGGUGCAGCGGUGCAAGCAGCCAUCUUAAGCGGAGAGCGCCAUUCCAAAAUCCAAGAUGUCCUUUUAGUGGACGUUGCUCCUCUAUCCCUUGGUAUCGAGACAAGUGGUGGUGUCAUGACAAAGAUAGUCGAACGUAACGCCAAAAUACCUUGCAAACAGUCUCAAACAUUCACAACUUAUUCUGACAAUCAGCCAGCUGUCACCAUCCAAGUUUACGAAGGCGAACGAGCUAUGACAAAGGAUAAUAACCUUUUAGGAUCUUUUGAUUUGACUGGUAUACCGCCUGCUCCAAGAGGUGUCCCCCAAAUAGAUGUGUCAUUUGACAUAGACGCCAAUGGAAUCCUUAAUGUAUCUGCGAAAGAUAAUAGCACAGGCAAGAGCAAGAACAUCGUUAUAAAGAAUGAUAAAGGUAGACUAUCGCAAGCUGACAUAGAUCGAAUGCUAUCUGACGCUGAGAAAUAUAAGCAUGAAGACGAUUUGCAAAGAGAGAGAAUCACUGCAAGAAACAAGUUGGAAUCUUACGCUUAUGGCGUGAAGCAGGCGUUGGAUGAAGCAGGCAGUAAACUUGAUGCUGCAGAAGCUGCUAGCGCUCGUCGUAAGUGUGAGGACACUGUACGUUGGAUGGACAGCAACAGCCUGGCUGAGAAAGAUGAGUAUGAAAGUAAGCUGAAGGAUUUGACCGUCGCCUGCGCCCCGUUGAUGAAGAAACUCCAUGGUGCUGCUGGAAAAACUGGGGGCAGCGAUGGACCGAUCAUCGAAGAGGUUGAUUGAAUUGUCUAUUUU
This is a messenger RNA of Cydia strobilella, 1975 nucleotides long. Its product is annotated as heat shock protein 68-like. Bases 86 to 1963 code for a protein of 625 amino acids. Gene Ontology annotation, molecular function: ATP-dependent protein folding chaperone; ATP binding. NCBI's taxonomy places the organism in Eukaryota, Metazoa, Arthropoda, Insecta, Lepidoptera, Tortricidae. Gene Ontology annotation, cellular component: cytosol; cytoplasm; plasma membrane. The record is from RefSeq and is a predicted model, not a curated record. The transcript has a single exon.